AUGACUCUGUCCGUCAGACAGCACCCCUCCUCCCCCUGCCCCCCAGAUCUCAGUGCCCCACCCCCUGUUCCAGGCCCCUUGGAGUUGAUGGAGCCAGCCUCCCCCUCUUGGGGAACUCUCUCUGCACAUCUGAUGGUGGGCAGGGGUCUCCCUUACCCAGAGGGUUCCCAGGACAGACGUGGUGGGGUGUGGACUCGGGGUGAGCCUCAAGAAAGGAAGGAGAGGAGGCGCGAGGGCUGGGGGGGCGCCCGUGCCCCCCGAGGUGCUCCAGUAGCCGGCCCCGCCCCUGCCUCCCAGCUGCACUUUAGCCCCAGAGGGGGCGGGGGUCCCGGGGUGGGGGCUGGCAGGCAGGAAGGGAGGAACCCCCCUCUGCACCCACAGCUGCCUGCAUCCGCUCUUCUGCCCCAGGGCCCCUGCCGGCCCCCCAGCCCCCUGCCAGGGGGAGCCCCGGCCCUCACGGCUGACCCGACAAGAGCUUCUGGAGCUUGUAACCAGUAG
Molecule: messenger RNA, 498 nt
Organism: Rangifer tarandus platyrhynchus (Svalbard reindeer)
Lineage: Eukaryota; Metazoa; Chordata; Mammalia; Artiodactyla; Cervidae
Source: the annotation of a GenBank genome assembly